Fraxinus pennsylvanica is the source of this 540-nucleotide messenger RNA. Lineage: Eukaryota; Viridiplantae; Streptophyta; Magnoliopsida; Lamiales; Oleaceae. The record is from the annotation of a GenBank genome assembly.
AUGGCAAGAAUAUUUGGUGUUGAUCAAUCUCAAGGAAAUACAAGUAGGAUUGUUGGGACAUAUGGUUACAUGUCUCCGGAGUAUGCAAUGCAUGGCCAAUUUUCUGUCAAAUCGGAUGUUUUCAGUUUCGGCGUCCUGAUUUUGGAAAUCAUAAGCGGCAAAAAGAAUAGUAGCUUCUACCAAUCAGAUGGUGCCGAGGAUCUCUUAAGCUACGCUUGGAAGCUUUGGAGAGAGAACACACCCUUGGAAUUGAUAGAUCCGACGCUGCAAAACUCGUAUGCUAGGAAUGAAGCAAUUCGAUGCAUCCAAAUUGGCUUACUGUGUGUUCAAGAAGAUGUUGAUGAACGACCAAAUAUGGCUUCGAUACUUUUGACACUCAAUAGUUCUUCGGCCACUCUUGCUGUGCCUGGUCAACCUGCAUUUUUUCUCCAUAGUAAAACACGUAACGUGCCCAAAUUGCAUGAUUCAGACAAAUCCACAUCAACCUCGACAGCCUUGUCUAUAAAUGAAGCAUCAAUUACUGAAUUAUAUCCAAGAUAG